This is a messenger RNA of Saccharomycopsis crataegensis, 405 nucleotides long. RefSeq names its product ubiquinol--cytochrome-c reductase subunit 6 (gene QCR6). The transcript is spliced from 2 exons. Gene Ontology annotation, biological process: mitochondrial electron transport, ubiquinol to cytochrome c. The record is from RefSeq and is a predicted model, not a curated record. Bases 1 to 405 code for a protein of 134 amino acids. NCBI's taxonomy places the organism in Eukaryota, Fungi, Ascomycota, Saccharomycetes, Ascoideales, Saccharomycopsidaceae.
AUGUCUUUUUUCGGUGAAUUCUUAGCCUCUGUUCUCCCAACCGUCUCUUACGCUGAUUCUGAAGAGGAAGAAGAAGAAGAACAACCAGUUGAGGUUGUUGAAGUCGAAGUUGAAGUUGAAGAAGAAGAAGAAGAAGAAGAAGAAGAUGAAGAAGAUGAAGACGAUGAAGAUGAAGAAGAAGCUGAAGAUCCAUUAGACAAAUUGAGAGCUGAAUGUACCACCACCUCUGAAUGUGCCAAAUAUGUCCACCACUACCAAGAAUGUGUUGAAAGAGUCACCAAGGAACAGGAGGAAGAAGGUUAUGCUGAAAAGAGUUACAAGGAAGAUUGUAUUGAAGAAUUCUUCCACUUGCAACAUUGUAUCAACGACUGUGCUGCUCCAAAAUUGUUCUACAAGUUGAAAUAA